UAUCGGAUCUGGAAACGGGGCCACGAUUUAUUAUAUUGGACCUGAACAGGAACCAUAUAUAUUUCUAUAAUCUAUUCGUCCGCGAGUGUCGUUGCGCACUCCUAUGCUGAAACUAAAACUAGCCGACCAUCCUCUCCUAUCUUUACGGGGCCCACUUCGAGCCGCUCAGUCUCUCAGCUUUGUAGCCAUUCUGUUCGAUGAAAUGCCCCAGAGACAUGUAGUAAAUUCUUCCAAAAGAUCGCUACCAAGAUUUGCGGGCUAUCCUUCCGAGGCCAGACCUAUCGAUACCAGUCCUGGAAGUCAUGGUGCAGUUUUUCGAGACCAGCUGAUGAAAAAGAUAGGUAUUUCAUUCUUCUCUGACUGCAAGCUUUUAGAAACGACCGAGCUUAAUAGCAGAACUUUCGUACAUCUUCUUGGCACUUGCAUCAGAUUUAAUGAUGUCCUGAUUGGAAGACAAUUGCAUUGUCUGAUUACAAAGUUUGGAUUCUGUUCAGAUGCUUUCGUUGGUAGCGCUCUCAUUGAUAUGUACUCAAAAUGUGGAUUUGUUAGAGAAGCUCGUUUGGUGUUUGACGAUAUUCGUAUAAGAGAUUUGGUCCUGUGGAAUGUGAUGGUGUCUUGCUAUGAUUUGAAUGGCCGUGGUAAAGAAGCUUUCGAAAUCUGGGAUUUGAUGCGGUCUGAAGGGUCUGUUGGUGAUGAAUUUACUUUCAGUAGUUUGCUCAGUUCUUGUAGAUCUUUGAAUAGUUUUUACUUAGGGAGACAAGUUCAUGGUCUUGUUAUAAGGUUAGCUCUUGAUGUUGAUAUAGUUGUCGGUACUGCACUCGUUGAUAUGUAUGCGAAAUGUGGUGACGUUAAGGACGCUCGACGGGCUUUUAGAGUCAUGGAGAAUCGGAAUAUUGUCUCCUGGAACACCAUGAUUGUGGGUUAUGGGCAAUGUGGUGAGGGAAAAGAAGCUGUGAAGCUUCUUGUCCAAAUGCUUCAAGGAGGCUUGAAACCUGACGAGCUAACACUUGCCAGUGUUCUUAGCUCUUGCGCUGAUAUGUCAGCAAUCAAUGAGGCUAUCCAGAUACAUGAUUACGUGAUGAAAGAUGGGUUUGAAGCUUUUGUGUCAAUUGGAAAUGCUCUUAUAAUGGCAUAUGCAAAGAGUGGUUGUAUCCAUAAUGCAUUUCAAUCUUUUUGUUCAAUCUCUAAGCCUGAUUUGGUUACAUGGUCUUCAAUGAUAUAUUCGUAUGCCUUUCAUGGCCUUGCUAGGGAGUCUAUAGAUAUAUUUGGAAAGAUGUUGCACGAAGGCAUAAGACCAGAUGGGAUUGCCUUUCUAGGGGUUCUGUCUGCUUGUAGCCAUGCUGGACUUGUAGAAGAAGGGCUACACUAUUUUGAUUCCAUGAGAAAGGACUAUCAAAUUCAGCCAAGCUCAGAGCAUUAUACUUGUUUGUUGGAUCUACUUGGGAGAGCUGGUCACAUAAACGAGGCUUAUGAUGUUUUGCUUAAUAUCCCCUUAGAACCUGAUGCAAAUAUUCUUGGAGCUUUCAUUGGUGCAUGCAAGGUCCAUGGAAACGUUGAAUUGGCAAAAUGGGCUGGGGAUAUGCUUUUCAACAUUGAGCCAGAGGAAUCUGUUAAUUAUAUGCUUAUGUCUAAUGUCUAUGCUGCUGUAGGAUGUUGGGAGGAGGUAGCAAGGAUGAGAAGGAUGAUGAGGAAUUGCUGUGGUAACAAGGUGCCAGGUUAUAGUUGGACUGAGUUUGGUGGUACAGUCCAUAGAUUUGUCUCUAAUGAUAAGUCGCAUCUGCAAGCUCUAGAGAUUUAUAUCAUGUUGGAAGGACUCAUUAAGUUUAUUAAGGAGGAAGGAAAUAUGCCGUAUGAUAGAAAUAUGGAUGUCGGACUAAGAGAUUAAGUAUUGCUGCAUUUUCAUAAAAAUUGUCUUGGUCGGUAUUGUUAUAAUGAGCACGACAUUUGAUGCCUUACUGGAUAUUUCUGGUUGCAUCCCUUGGUGCUUCUGAAUUUUCAAGGAGUCUCAUUAAGUCAUAUCCAUUGAGACUUUCAGUAUUGCCAUCUAUUUGAGAUUGGUUCGGUGCUCCUCUCUGAGGUACUUGGGGAAAGACCUUCAAGGAUUUGAGUGCAAAACCUCCUCCACCUGGAGGACAGCUGCGAUAGCUGGACUAUAGCACAAGUUGCUGGCUUUUACAUAUUGGGAUAUUAAGUCUUUCUCUGUUAUGUUUCACAAGUUUUCCAUCCACAAGCAUUCCGCAUUGGUCAAAGAAUGUUAUACUCCAUGGCUUCUGCACAGAUUUUCUUGCAAUUGUUCAAAGCCUUGAACAUAAAAGCUCUUGGUCUGGAUAGAUCUCCAGAAAUCAGACAUAGGUACUGAUACUAUCUGUUGGAUCUCUUCUUUAUUCAACAUUCUCUGGGAGUGUAGUAUCUGUGAUUUAGAAUACAAUCUUUCUCAGUCUCGGUGCCAAAAACUUCAAAAUGUGCACAAGAUCGUGAAACCCCAACUACCAUAAUAUCAGCCAAGAUAGGUUAUGAGAGAGAAGAAUCUUGCAUCCGGAGGUGAGAAGACACCUACAAGAAUCUAGCGUCCUGAAGUGGGAAGACGCCUAUGUACCUUGGCGAAUCACUCUCCGCACCAACCAUUGUAGAUGAGACAAGUAGACUUCAAUAAUAGAAGUGCUUGCAACAGCACAACCGUCCCAAUAAUGGUUGCCUCGGGCAAAAUAGUUGAUUGUUAAUUUGUCUAGAGUACAAAUUUUCACUAAAGAACUUGUCUUAUCUGAAGAAUGCUUCGUUUGGAGGGUUGCCAAUCAAUUUAGAAAUCUUUUGUUUUAAGUAUGACAUAAGUCAUUGUUUUCGUACAACAAGAAUAUACGAAACAGACAUAGCCCUCC
This is a messenger RNA of Elaeis guineensis (African oil palm), 2876 nucleotides long. RefSeq names its product pentatricopeptide repeat-containing protein At2g46050, mitochondrial. NCBI's taxonomy places the organism in Eukaryota, Viridiplantae, Streptophyta, Magnoliopsida, Arecales, Arecaceae. The record is from RefSeq and is a predicted model, not a curated record. Gene Ontology annotation, molecular function: RNA binding; protein binding. Gene Ontology annotation, biological process: RNA modification.